AAAUGAAUGAAUGGUUUGCAUGAUUGGGGGAAAAAAAUACAGAUAUCAACCGAUAUCUAAUUUUUGUGCUGAUAUCGGGUCAAUAAUCAUCGGUACCAAUGAUUAUCAGACGUCCCUGCUACUUGUAGAUAUUUGUAAUUGGGAUUAAUUAUGAGUUAACUUUGAACAAACUGAUUAAUCCCAAUAAAAAAAAUGGUAAUUGCCCUCGCCCUAGUAGAUACAGUAUAUGCCUUUUUACUAAAAAUGCGCGAAACAUGGCCGAUGAAGAAUUGAGAUGCUGUAGGUUACCUCGGAGUAGCUGGCAAGGAAGCCCUUCAUUGUGAUCCUCAAUGUGAUUAUGCGCACUCACGCCGAGAUAAGCUCUCAUGUGACCUUUGCCGUCUGAGAGCGUGACAGUUAAUGAUUGCUGCCGAGUAGCAAGAAAGGCGGUCAGAGUGGUUUCUUCCAGCAUGGCUGCUGCAGCACGGCAGGAUGAGACGUCCCAACAAUGGCACACGGGCCUGGUGAGGAGGAUCACAGAGCCGUUCACCUGGCGCCUGGCCAAGACGCUGGCCAUGGGUCAAGGCCUGGCUGCGCUGGUGUGCGGCACGGCCGUCACCUCGCAGUACCUGACCGCCGGCUUCCACGUGGAAACGCCAAUGCUGCAGAGCCUCCUCAACUACGUUCUCCUCAGCGCCACCUACGCCCCGAUGCUCCUCUGCCGACCAGGGGCUGAAAAUUUGUUCCAGAUUGUGAGGAGGCGCUGGUUCCAGUACCUUCUGCUAGGCCUGGUGGAUGUGGAGGCCAACUACACUGUGGUCAAAGCAUACCAGUACACCACCAUCACCAGCGUGCAGCUGCUGGACUGCUUUGUGAUCCCGGUGGUGAUGGUUCUUUCCUACUGCGUCCUCAACACCCGGUACCGGCCCGUCCACUAUGUGGCGGUGUGCAUCUGUCUGCUCGGAGUGGGCGCCAUGGUGGGGGCCGACCUGCUAGCCGGGAGGGACCAGGGUUCCGCCUCCAACCUGCUGCUAGGUGACGGGCUGGCCCUGCUGAGCGCCACGUGCUACGGCGUGUCCAACGUGUGUCAGGAGUACACGGUGAAGAAGCACAGCCGUGUGGAGUUCCUCGCCAUGGUGGGCCUCUUUGGCGCCGCUAUCAGCAGUGUGCAGAUGGUCAUCUUGGAGCGCCACCAGGUGGCCGCCAUCCACUGGAGCUGGCAAGUGGCCCUCCUCCUGGUGGCCUUUGCGGCAUGCCUGUUUGCCUUGUACAGCUUCAUGCCCGUGGUGAUGGAGAAGAGUAGCGCCGCCGCUGUCAACAUGUCCAUGCUGACCUCUGACCUCUUCAGCCUCUUCUGUGGCAUCUUCCUCUUCCACUACAGCUUUUCUGGGCUGUACCUGGUGUCGCUGGUGGUCAUCCUCAUUGGCUUCACCAUCUUCAACGCUGUGCCGACGCCCACUGGCCCCACUCCCACCCCCUCUAGCGGCGAGGAAGGUCACCAUGACAACGGCAUUGUCAACCACAGCAAACAGGAAGUGUGUGAAGAAGAGAGAAUGGAGAGCGCUGAUGUACUCUGCACUAGGAUGUGAAGUCAACAUUUACUAUUUGAUUUCAUUUCAUUUAUUGUCAAUGUUCGAUCACUUGUACUUUUGCACCGAGAUGCAUUUUUAUUUAAUCAUUUGGUUUUUUUAAAGUGAAAGCAAGCUAUGCAAAAUGGUGAUCAUACAAUCUUAUGCUUAUGAUGUAUUUAUGCCUGACGGCCAGCAGGGGGAGACAACUUUUAUUAAAAUAUAAA
This is a messenger RNA of Doryrhamphus excisus (bluestripe pipefish), 1774 nucleotides long. RefSeq names its product solute carrier family 35 member F2-like. The record is from RefSeq and is a predicted model, not a curated record. Gene Ontology annotation, molecular function: transmembrane transporter activity. Gene Ontology annotation, cellular component: membrane. Gene Ontology annotation, biological process: transmembrane transport. NCBI's taxonomy places the organism in Eukaryota, Metazoa, Chordata, Actinopteri, Syngnathiformes, Syngnathidae.